This is a messenger RNA of Phragmites australis (common reed), 1700 nucleotides long. Its product is annotated as replication protein A 70 kDa DNA-binding subunit A-like. The coding region runs from base 688 to 1248 and encodes 186 amino acids. Gene Ontology annotation, cellular component: nucleus. The transcript is spliced from 6 exons. The record is from RefSeq and is a predicted model, not a curated record. NCBI's taxonomy places the organism in Eukaryota, Viridiplantae, Streptophyta, Magnoliopsida, Poales, Poaceae. Gene Ontology annotation, biological process: DNA recombination; DNA repair; DNA replication. Gene Ontology annotation, molecular function: DNA binding.
CUACUCAAUCGCAGCUCAAGAACCCAAACUUAACCAAACCAAUUCGUGCAUUCUCACCAUGAGGAUCUUAGAGACUUACCCAAGGUCCUUGUUGAGGCUGGUGACCGUCGAGUGAAGGGAGAAAAUGGAGGAAAAAGCUUGGAGAAGAGGGACAAAGCUGCAGCUCCUUGUGGCUUCACCAAACAAACCGAGAGAGAUUAAGAACAGCUCGAAUCCUUCGUGCAUGCGCAAAAAGAUUGGAUGAAUGGGAAGCUUAGAAGCUAGGGCACACAAUGGUACCAUAUACACACCUUGAUUUUUGCUUCUUGAGGGAUGAUUUGAGGGAGAAAUGAAGGGGGUUUGAGAGGGGGAGCUGCUGCUCUUUGGGCUGGGCGUUGGAGAGAGGGAGUGAGAGUGAGGGGGUAUGAAGGAGCUGCUGCUGCAGCUGAAAGGAGAAGGAGGAGGUGGUGGGGCCACCCAGCUCAUGUGGGCCCACAUAUGAAUAUCAGCUUGUUGUCACAGAUACAACCUGGAGGAUAUACCUAUGUCCUAUGUGUUAGAAUGUUAAGGAUGUGGAAAUUCGGAGGAAGAAAUGAUGACGACCCACCAGUAAAGCACCUUGAUCUUGUUGUCAUAGAUCAAAAGAACGAAAUCUGAAUUUAUCAUGUCUGCCAACGUUACCUUCUACUGGGAGUAUCACACAUCUACAUGAUCACUUGUUCUGAUCCUACUACAACAGGGAAAAUUGUUGUCAUGAGGAAGAUCACAGUUGAAAGAGCGACACCUGGAUUCAGGGUAGUUCGAAAUCCUCGUAUGAUCAGGUUGAAUAGGAGAACUGAAAUAGCUGAAGUGCAGAAUGAGCCUCCUGAUUUUCUGAAAUACACAUUCUCUCUUACUGCAUUUCCGGACCUGUAUCAGCACACAAACAAAACAGAUCAAUUCCUAGAUGUCAUAGGCCAGAUCAUUUUGGUUUCCAAUACAGCAAGAGUGUUAACUAGUCAAGGAAAAUUACAGACAAAAAGGAUUAUCAACAUGCAGGAUCUCAGUGGCAAUCGAAUUGACCUCUCACUUUGGGGACCAAGGGCAUUGGAAUUCAAUGGAGAAUCAGUUUAUGAAAUCGGACAAAAAAAUCACAUUAUAGCUAUCUUUGUUGGUACUCCCAUGAAGUCAUACAGGGGAGGACCUCCUUUCUUAAGCAGAACUUCGGCUUGUCUUUGGUACAUAAACAACUUCAGAAAUCUUUCUUUUGGUGUAAAUACAACUUUAUAAACAGCAUGGUGAACAGCAUGGUCAAACAAUGUAGCAUAACGAACACCAUGGUCACAGUGUUACUCAUAGUUUGCUGUAAAUAACAUAGCUUAUCUGACUACUUAUUUUGGUCAGAUUCCAGAAGACCUCUACUUGUCUUCAACUUAUGUCUAGAGUACUCCUGAUUGAAUCUGCUUCUGGUACAAGGAUAUCACCAACUUCGUUCAGGAAACUUUCUUUUGGUGUAAAUCCAGUUUCAUAAGCAGCAUGAAAAAUAGGCUGGUCGAACAGUGGAGCACCACAACCGACAUAGUCAGAUAGUGAUGCUGAUGUUUUGCUGUAACUAGCAUAGCUUAUCUCAAUACCUAUUUUGCUCAGAUUCGAGAAGAACUGUGCUUGCCUUAAACUUAUGUGUACAGUUCUAAUCGAAUCUGCUACUGCUAAAAAAGCAGUGUAAUCUACAUAGCUACAAA